Molecule: messenger RNA, 2792 nt
Organism: Phalacrocorax carbo (great cormorant)
Lineage: Eukaryota; Metazoa; Chordata; Aves; Suliformes; Phalacrocoracidae
Source: RefSeq, a predicted model, not a curated record
UGACAUGCGGCUGGGAUUUCAUGCCAGAAAUAACCCCUUAUGUACUGGGGUGACUUCCUGGAGGGAGCUACAGCAUGCUGUAGGAUGGUGCUGCUUCACCUCCCCCUCAUCCAGAGCCUUCUGAUCCCAGAUGCUGCUAGUGGAGCCGAUGAACACUCUCUAACUGGCCCCAGGCCAUCGCAGUCAGUGGGGCAAGCAGCUGGUAAAGCACGGGGAGGGGAUGAGCUAACUCUGGUGCCCAUGAGGGAGCAGUGCGUGCCUUGGUGGCUGCAUCAGGAAAAGGAUGGCUCACUGUGGCCUGCACUGGUUCUGGCUCAUGAACCUCUAUGUAAGGUUGUGUUCCUCCUUGGUACUGGGACGUCAAGGCUGUGACUGAGGGAAUGGUUGGAAUUAGGAGCUCUCGUUCCUGCUGAGGAGAGGUGUACUAAAGAGUAAUUUAAGGUCUUUGAUGACUCCUGGAGAACCUGCAGUAGGAAAGGACUUCUGGAGAUCCCCAGGCCAAAUUCCUGCUUUUGUGGGGUGAAAACUACCAUUGGAGCAGGUUGCUCAGGGCCUGAUUUGAUUGAAUGAUGAAUGUCCCCAAGGAUGGGAAUUCCCCCACCUCCCGGGGCCUGAAAGGAACCUGAUUCUCUCCAUGGACUUUGCCACAGGGACUUGAGGAGGAAAACCAGGGUGAGGAGAUUGUGGUGAGCUCAGCCUCUGACUGGUUUUGUAUAUUUCUGAGUUGCAGCUUUCCUUCAAGUCUAGGGCACCAAGAGUUAGAAGGACCUGAUAUUCCCUCAACAUCUGCUGGCGAUGCCGGAGGGCCCAUCAGUGAGGAAGUUCCAGUUGUUGACCUCCCCUUUUGUAGGACAAGUGGUGGCCAAGGUGGGGGGAAGCAGCCGGAAGAUCAACGUGAAUGACCUGAAUGCCCUGAGGCUCCAGGACUCCCAGGUUCAUGGGAAGAACUUGUACCUGGCAUUUGUGGCAGCUGACAGUCCCUUAGGACCAACUGCAGAAGAGACAGUGCUGCAAGGAGAGGCUGCUAGUGGGGCAAGUUCUCCUGCCCAGGGUGGGCAGGAACAGGUUUGUGGUCCGCAGGCACGUCCCCAGGAGGAGGAGCUGCAGGGACUCCUGCGCUCCAGGUCUGAAGCUCCAGAUGCUGCAGAGGGUCCUGGCAGCUGGCUACGCUUCCACUUCGGCUUGUUUGGCAGCAUUCGGGCAAAUGAGUUCUCAAGAGCAAACAAAGCCAAUAAGAGGGGGGACUGGAAAGACCCUAUACCCAGGCUGGUUCUGCACUUUGAGAGCGGAGGCUUCCUCGUCUUCUAUAACUGCCGGAUCCACUGGUGCUCAUCUCCAAGGGCUGAUCCUGCUUCCGACAUCCUGUCUGUGGAGUUCCACCGCGGCCGGGCACUGGAUGCCCUCCGCACACCCGAUCCCAUCUGCCACACUCUCUUAAACCAAAAAUAUUUUUCAGGACUGGGGAACAUCAUUAAGAAUGAGAUCUUGUACCUGGCCAAGAUCCAUCCGUUAACACAAGGCUCUGUCUUGGCGCUCCCGGAUCUGGAGCGCCUGCUUGACUGCGCCGUUCAGUUCAGCGCAGCCUGGCUGCACAUCAAGCUGCGUGGCAAAGGGCUGCACCCUCAGAUCUACCAGAAGGAGCACUGUCCCCUCGGGCACGCAGUGAUGAAGGGAACCCUUGGAGCCUCAGGUGGCUUUAAGAGACUUACGUGGUGGUGUCCUCAGUGCCAGCCUGUGGUGCCGUCAGGGGAUGGGGAUCCCGCCCCAGCCACUGAGUGACCCGGCUUCCUGCAUUCCCCCUUCUCUGGAGGGUGUCUAGGUGGUCUCAGAACCACGCUCCGAGUUGUCCUGAAAAGUGCUUCAUGAUUUCUUUGAGGCUGUUGAAUUUCCUCCUUAGGGGCAGUGAGUUGGCGGAGUUAAGUGCUCAGUGGAGGUUACAGAGUCACUGAAGUACUCUGUGCUUCUGGGUGCAAAAAGGAAAGCGGUUGUAAAUGUCUAUUUUUUUCUGUCACCGUGACUUAACAGUGUAAAUAGUUUGACCAGUUCUGAGGUGCCUUGGUCCCCCUGUUCCGACUACAGGGAAUGGGAAGCGUGGGUUGUCGAGUGGGUGAUGACUGUGGUCUGAAGUAAUCCUGUCCCUUGAUGCUGGCGCGGGUGCAAUGGCUUAUGGUGGAGUCAGCAGAAAGGAGUGUGUCCCUCUGCCUAAAUGGCUUGAUUAAUUUGGUACUAGACAAUCCUGCCUCUGCUUGUACCUGCGUGCUGGGCUGCGAUUUAGGUGUGGUUAAAAGCAAGUGGCUGUUCCCUCUGUCAUGUCUUGCAAAAACGGCUGCCUCCUCCUGAGGGGCGAAAAUAAGCCUCAUCAGUGCUUGGUGGAGCUCAACUCUGCCUGCCUGUCGUGGUCUCUGCCCCCACAGGUUGGAUUUUUGUGGCAAACUGCCAAUUCCAGAUCUCUAGAUCUUAAAAAAACAACAACUUUAACAGAUUAUAGGGGUGGCCCUAAGGGGAGGGACUGUGAGGCUCAGUCAAGUUGCUGGUUACAGCUGGGAUCACAAGCCUUGACAGAUCUGUGGGGUGUCUAACAAUGUUUGUGACAGGGAUUGCAUAAAACUCAUGAUCUUACAAAAUAACCUAAAAGCAGAAAGGUUUGGAAAUAGGGAUGUGGUCCUUUGUUUGAGCUGUGUGUGUCUAUGCAGUAAGCGGGAGCUGCUGCUGUCCUUGCUCUCUGGGUCUAGGUUUAAUUUAAUAAUAGGAUGUUGAAUGUGAAAAAUAAAAACUGGAGUUAGAACUGGUGA